This is a messenger RNA of Pleurotus ostreatus (oyster mushroom), 1113 nucleotides long. RefSeq lists its product as uncharacterized. NCBI's taxonomy places the organism in Eukaryota, Fungi, Basidiomycota, Agaricomycetes, Agaricales, Pleurotaceae. Gene Ontology annotation, biological process: carbohydrate metabolic process. Gene Ontology annotation, molecular function: cellulose binding. Bases 1 to 1113 code for a protein of 370 amino acids. The record is from RefSeq and is a predicted model, not a curated record. The transcript is spliced from 7 exons. Gene Ontology annotation, cellular component: extracellular region.
AUGCUGUAUCUGCGGUCAUUAGUAGCAACAGCCGUUCUCAUCUCUACGUCCCUUGCAUCGCCUACCGCAUCACCGUCUAGCUUGACAUGGAAGGACGACCACGCUAACUUCGCGGAUUCCAGGCGCAGCCUUCUCAUAGACGACGAAGCUAUCUCCAAGCGACAGAUCUCACCAUCGACGUGGAAUCCGCCGUCCAACCUCGUCACACCCCUUCAACAGGUUUGGGACCACGAGACCCAGACCUAUAACAUGAACUUCCAAAACUUUGGCUUCGACCAGCUCAUCGCAGCCAACGGGAAUAUCAACAUCUGCGUCCGGUGGGAGUCGUCCACCGCCGUUACGAGGGCGCAGCGCGAUGCUGUCGAGGUCGCGUACAGGCGUUCGUAUCUGAAGUGGAUGAACUGGCUUUAUGGGUUCGAUGGGUUCCCGUAUUCAUCGGUUAAUGUUAAAGUGGUUGGGUGGGCUGUGACACAGUCGAGCUUGCUCCAGGGCGAUACAUCGAACAUUGACGUGUAUACCGGCACCGAUUCCGAAGGUGCGCCUCAGUGCGCCCCAGCGUGUGGUCGCUUCUUCCACCAGGACAAUAACUACAAUCAAUGCCCCGGAGGAGCCGCUCGUCACUACGACCAUUCGCUUUGGCUGACAGACGGCUUUGGCGGAGGGGCCGGAGGAGAUUGGGGCCAACGUAUUGGACGCGAGUAUUUCAUGGGUGCAAUCAACACCGAAAACAUCCAUAUCUUGCUUCAUGAGAUGGGACACACAUAUGCUUUGGACGACUUCUAUGAUUGGACGCCGUCGGGUGUCGGCGGUUUCAUCAUGCAGGCCGGCAGCGCAACGCAGAUCACCGACUUUGACGGAUGGAUGCUGCGCGACUGGUGGCGCCAUCUCAAGACGCGCUACAACCUUUCGUCUCCGCAACCCACAAUCACCUCGACCAGCCGGACCUCGACCGUUCCGACACCAACGCGCACCAGUACCACGACGGCUCCGACUUCUGGGUCGGGAUCUCCACUCUAUGGACAAUGCGGUGGGAUCGGGUGGACCGGCCCUACGACGUGCGCGCAGGGUACUUGCAAGGUUGCCAAUGAUUAUUACAGCCAAUGCGUACCCUAA